GUUUAACUUGGCCCAUCACACCUGCUUGCUAACAACGCAUGACGGAACCACACAAAGCUGUACACGACAUCACCUACCUAGGACUAUUCAAAUAUCAAACUGACCACCAGGGUUCUAGUCAAUGAAAGACGAGAAUACUUGAUGCGCGGUGUAUUUAAAACGUGGUAACGUAUAUCCUCACCAUAGCAACGGACAUAAAUGUCACAGUAGUUCAUUAUUUAUCGUCAUGUGGAUUUAAUAGAUAAUAAACUUAAAUGAGUGAAUCAGAAAUACUUGAAGAAGAUAGUUUAAAUGAAAUCAGCAGUGGUCAAGAAAGUGAUGGUGAAGAGAUUAACCAAAAGAAAAAGCAUGAGAACUAUUAUUCACUGAAUACUAAUACUAGAAACAACAACAACAAUGGCUAUACCACCACCAACAAUUUACUUGACUUCAAUGAUGACAAUAAUGACAUGCUAGUAUUCUCUUCUGAAAAUUAUAACCUCUUUGCUAAUACAAUGAAUGAUUCUCUUCAGAAAAAGAAUGAUGAAUUUACACAAUCUCAGUCAGUCCCACCAUUAAAUUUACUAUCUGAAGAUGGUAGUAUUAUUGAAGCCACUGAAUCAUGUAAAGAGGCAUUUGAUAUUGACCUGAGAGCUAAAUGUCAUACACCCUAUUCUCCAGAAGGCUCUGUUACUCAGUCAAAGGAUGAGAACGUUUCAACUCAUUGGAAUCAUUGCAGUCAAAAGUUACAGAAAUUGCAAUUAGAAAAGAAUAAUUCUGGUAAUGGUAGCAAAAACCCACCGACCACAUUGAAGAAAAAUUAUCAAUAUGGUGAACCGAUUAUGGUCGGUGAAGAUCUUAUUGGGCGUCAACUAAUUUAUAAAAAGGAGACAAGGACAAAAUUGAAUUUCAUUGCUUCAAAUAAAUUGAAUAUUCGUCAAGGAAACGUUAGAAGUUGUUCUAAAACAUAUGGUCAACUAUACAAAGUGAAGUCACAAUUACAAUCUGGAUCAUCAAAAGCUCUUGGUCAUUAUGAUCUUUCACCUUGUCCAACUUCAAAGAUGACAAUGAAUGACAGAGAAUAUUUUCAAUCUGACCCAGUGUUAUUUACACAUGGAACACUUUUGAAUGAUGAAGGAGAAGACGAUAUGUAUGCAAUGAGAUAUAAUUCUACACUGAGACUGCCACUCUCACCACCGCCAUCUUCAACUUAUUCUCAAACAAAGUUACUACCCAAUAUAAACGAGCCACUUUUUUUUAAUACUAAAGACAACUUUCCAAGAGAAAAUUAUUCAGUCAAUCAGCCAACUGAAUCCUACUGGCAAAUUCAAGAGGCAAAUGAACAAUUCGUGACUAAGCAUUCGAGUAAUAACAAUCGAAUUGAAAAUUGUGGGAAAAAUUUUAAUGGCAUUAGUUAUCCGACUUCAGCAUCAGGUGUGUUUCGUAUGGGUAUGUUACAACAAGCAGAAUUGGCUAAAGCUCAUCGACAGUUCUGUCACAAGUAUCAUUCUUCUUCUGCUGCACCACUAGUAAGAACACGUUUGCAUGCAUUAUGUUCGCCACAAUUGAACGCAGAUCCAGCUAUGCAAACACAUUUUCAAAGUAACAACAAAUUGUCCAUAAAUAAAUAUUCUUAUACCUCAAGAAACUGUUAUAAUCAAAAGCCUUCAGUUCCACACUUCCAAACACAGCAAAGGUACACGUAUAAAGAUUAUAGUUUGCUACCGUCAAUGCAGUCGAAAUCUCGUGGAUUAGGCCCUGAUACAGAUAAUGAUGAAUAUCGCUUGAAGCUGGCGCGGAAAAUACGACAAAAUCUUUAUGCUGAACAUAUUAGGAAGUUCCAGAGAAAAUCUAAGACGAAAUCACUACAGUCUGAAAACAGCGUACAAAGUAAUGGUCCAUGUGACAGUCAUUGUAAUUCUUCUACUAAUGACAAUAAUCAUAAUAAAGAAAAUGAAGGAAAAGUGGAUCAAGUGACUAAUCACUGCUCAACUGAAAAUCAUCAAACUCAGGACGUGCGAAAUAAAUCUACUAAUCAAAAUGGUCAUGUGAAUGGUGAUCAUGAAAAUAAAUCAAUCGGUCAGAAUGGCUGUGUAACUAGUGACAGUCAGAGUAAAUCUGAUGAUUUUCACCUAACGCCUCUUUCAAACCAUCUGUCCUCUAGAAAUGCCAAGAAUGUUGAGUGUAGAACUGGCACUGCACGAAGUUCUGCGUUGUCUAAAGAAGACUUACAAAAGGCAAAAGCAGCAGAGAAGCGUUCGGCUGUAAGUUCUAUUCGUAACCACCAGCGUUUAUAUAUCACGUGGCUUUGGUAGCUUCAUGCAAAAGAUAUGUUGAGUGCAAUUAUGAUAUUUAUUCCCAAUGAAUGUAGCCACUUUUGACGUGAUGAUUCAUUAGUGAUCAGAAGUGAUUGUGAUAGUUGCAUUCCUCUGUUAUUACGUUUCAGAAUUGUGAGGAAAUAAACGAAUACUGGAUUUUAUCCUCAUGAGGAGUAAUUUUGAUGUUGUUGUUAUAAAACUCUGCCUAUAAACUCAUGAAGAGGAUCUGCCUGUCUGGGUAGUUUGCAUUACCGAGGACUCUACAGGUGGUUAUCUAGUCACUAAUUAGCAAACGGAAGCCAGAUGUAUAAAGGACUAGUUCUCGUGGUCGAAUGCCUUUUGAUUAAUUCUGUGAUACCUCCUGUUGUCCGUCUAUACAUUUCCAAGAGAUUAGUUCCCUUCCUAAGGAAUGGUAAUAUAAUAGAAUUAUCAACCUUAAGAGCGAAUGAGUCCUGUUGAACUUUAUUCAAUUUGUGAGGUGGAUUAUCCUGAUUGUGUAUAAACGGAGCAUAGUGCAGCGUUGUCCGACCCUACACCAACGGAGUUAUUCUCCUUGUUUUCAGGUCAUUUGUUAAGAGACGACCUAGUUGACUCUCUUAUUGUGAUGGGAACGUCAAAACAGGAAGCGAAAUUGUUGCAUCUCAAAAGUGCAUUCUUGAGGGCUCACUACUGCAUGUUUUUUAGGUUCUCCCCUAAAAGGCAUUAGUUAGUCUUAGUCUUUCACGGCUUUCCAUAUUAGCUGCCUAGUCAUAUGAAAAUUAAAGCCUGGACUUCAAGAUCUCGCUUUCUUUGGAGACUCUUCUAUAUCUAAUUUCUGGUUUUAAUCUACUUCUGUUAACGGUUAUCUACUAUGUAUCUUUCGAACUGCAGAUGCUCAGCUACGCACAACAUGUUAGAAAGCAACUUCAUAAUCAAAUUCACUCAAGCCAUUCUUCAUCUAACGCAUUGAAACAAAAACAGGAAUGUCACAAGAAUAUGGGGAAUCUUGGUGAAUGGAAAUCGUUUUCAAAGUCAGACAUAGAAUUGUCAGAAAUGUUACGCAGACACGAAGAAGACAGGAAACGAUGUGAAGAAAUACAAAAAACUUUGAGAAUUGAAGUCUGAGUGCACUUAAAUCGUUUACACUUUGUCUUUCAUACUUUAGGAAUUGUCUAAUCAAAACAGUUUUGUAAUAUUUUCAAAUUUAUAAUUGUAAUUCUUGUAUAUAAUUUGAACACUUUCUGAUGAAAAAAGUAUUAUCUGUGUCUUUGAUACUUGUGAUUAAUUAAUAUAUCUUCCAAUUAA
Molecule: messenger RNA, 3581 nt
Organism: Trichobilharzia szidati
Lineage: Eukaryota; Metazoa; Platyhelminthes; Trematoda; Strigeidida; Schistosomatidae
Source: the annotation of a GenBank genome assembly